AAGUUUGACGGCCGACGACGCAAACGACAAUCUUCUCUCCCGACAUCGAGGACCACCCCGGCAACCACAUCAAAAUGGUCCGUUACGCUGCUCAGGAUAUUCCGGCCGCUAAGAGCGCCCGCGCUCGGGGCUCUUACCUGCGUGUCAGCUUCAAGAACACCCGCGAGACCGCCCAGGCCAUCAACGGCAUGAAGCUGCAGCGUGCCCUUGCCUUCCUUGAGAACGUUAAGACCAAGACCGAGGUCGUUCCUUUCCGGCGAUUUGCCAGCUCCACUGGCCGCUGCGCUCAGGCUAAGCAGUGGGGUGUUGCCCGUGCCCGUUGGCCUGUUAAGUCCGCCGAGUUCCUCCUCGACCUUCUGAAGAACGCCGAGGCCAACGCCGACACCAAGGGCCUCGACACCGGCAACCUCGUUGUCAAGCACAUCCAGGUCAACCAGGCUCCCAAGGGCCGCAGACGUACCUACCGUGCUCACGGUCGUAUCAACCCUUACAUGACCAACCCCUGCCACAUCGAGCUCAUCCUGACUGAGGGUGAGGAGGAGGUCAAGAAGGCUACCGUCGUCGAGCGCACCCGCCUCAGCUCCCGGCAGCGUGGUGCUCAGAUCCGCAAGGCCCUCACCUCGGCGUAA
Molecule: messenger RNA, 629 nt
Organism: Aspergillus nidulans FGSC A4
Lineage: Eukaryota; Fungi; Ascomycota; Eurotiomycetes; Eurotiales; Aspergillaceae
Gene: rpl17
Product: 60S ribosomal protein uL22
Exons: 4
Coding region: 75-629 (184 amino acids)
Biological process (GO): translation
Cellular component (GO): large ribosomal subunit; ribosome
Molecular function (GO): structural constituent of ribosome
Source: RefSeq, a predicted model, not a curated record